Molecule: messenger RNA, 6220 nt
Organism: Anastrepha ludens (Mexican fruit fly)
Lineage: Eukaryota; Metazoa; Arthropoda; Insecta; Diptera; Tephritidae
Product: protein furry-like
Exons: 21
Coding region: 1-5727 (1908 amino acids)
Biological process (GO): neuron projection development; cell morphogenesis
Cellular component (GO): cell cortex; site of polarized growth
Source: RefSeq, a predicted model, not a curated record
AUGGCAACCGUACCAACAACACUUUUAAUAGAGGAAUACAGUGGUGAGAAAGAUGACAACAAAGUGGGAACUUUGGAUACACUACUCAGCAAUGCAUACUGUCGUUCGCAACGGUUUCUCUCCAAACAAUUGGCUCAGCUGCGUUCAGAACUGACAAUGUCAAUGUUCUCUGAAAUUACACAUCGCUUCCAAUCAGCUCGAGAAGAUGUGCGUGCGCUGUUAAUACAAUGUCUAUUGCCUUGGUUGCAUAAUCUGGAGCUGGUUGCCACAAGUGUGCCACCGGCAACGCCGUUAUCAUACAUUAUGUAUUUCCCCGACUCUGGUACACGUGGGCGUAGAGAAGGCACAGGAUCUACGGAGGCCACUGAAAUGAUUUUAAAUAAUCUUUUUUAUAUCACAGCAAAGUUUUCUGAUUCACAUCCCCGUGAUAUUGAAGAACUCUGGGGCACACUCUGCCAGUUCUGGCCAAACAACCUCAAGGUGAUCCUACGGUACUUGGUUAUAAUGAGUGGCAUGGCGCCCAAUGAACUUUUGCCAUAUGCGAAGCGCGUUGCACUGUAUCUUGCCCGCACCUGUCCCGACCGUCUGCUGGACGAGCUGAUGGUAGAACUACAAACUGUGGAGACACUUAAUUGCUUAAUUGAACGCACCGAGACACCACCAUUUUAUCGCUUAACAAGCAUGCGGAAAGCUUCCAGCCAUUCUGCUGACGGCCAGGCAGUUGGAGGCAUCAACGACUCGCGCAUUCAGGAUUUAAUCGUAGAGAAAGGAACAAUACACACAAAACGUCAUAGUGGGGAAGAUCCCAUUAAGACAGGAACUUGUAAAUCCGACAGCGGUAUACGCGCCUUCACACAAUCCACAAAUAAUCGUCCACCUCGCGGAGCUGAUAAAAUUCGUGCUGCCUCUGGGCCAUCAAUAUUACCCCGACCAGAAGAUAUCUUAAUUAACGAUGCUGAGUUACGACAGGAGGAGAACGUGGAGUUACGUUCAGCUGAUGCACCAUUAGUACCACAUCCGCUACCCAUGCCAGAGUAUGGUGGAUAUUUUGCGCCGCUCACUGAAUUUCUGCCAGACGUCAGCCUGCCAAUUAGCGGUUUUCAUCGCUGCAAUGUUGCCGUAAUGUUAUUAACAGACAUUGUUGUCGAUGGUAUUCCGGGCAUUGAUUGGACAUUGCAUUUACCAUUGAUGUUGCACAUUUUAUUUUUGGGUCUAGACCACACGCGUGUAAUUGUACGGGAGCACUGCAAGCAGCUUUGUAUUAAUUUACUGAUCGUUUUGCCUGAGCAUAAUGACCAUCUGACUGUUGCUCGUAUUUUGUUGAACAGCGAAACAACGAAACUUGACUUGAGGCUGUCGGUGCCGUCCUUGCCCGUGAUAGAUAAUGUAUUUACAGAAUCGCAUCAAGAGUUCGACAGCUACUUGUACAACGUUAGUUCUUGUAAUUUGCCAGUCUCGAACUCAAGUGGGAUGCAUGCGCUGGGUCAUAAUGUCAGCUCUGUCGCGCCGCUGACGGCCGUAACUGUGCAAAAUGCUCAUACAGCAUAUUACACAGUAGCACAACAGCAACAACAAGCGCAACACACAAACCUGCAACAUCCACCGCCACUCACUGCUCAGCUGCAGUCACAAUCGCAACAGCAGCAACAACAGUGCCAAGUGAUUGGCCAACAACAACAGCAGCAGCAGCAAAAUCAACAGUCUGGCCAACAGCAUCAAGUGGUCUUGAAUGUUGGAAAUUUGCAAAUAAAUCCUAAUACAUCAGAAAACUCUGAAGUACCAUUAAUAAUAACGGAUGAAAAUGCACCACCACAACCAGGACCCACCAUUCUAAUCUCACAUGUAAUCAAAAGUUUGUUAAAGUUUCUUGCUCAAGACACGUGCCAACCAUUGUGGAACUACGAGGAUAUCACAGCCAAAGUAUGGAUGGUGAAGUCAGCUGAACAGCUUAGCUGUUUCCUUAAGCACAUGGUGAAAGUGUUUGCAGAUAGUUACCCACAGGCACGCAUUGCUGAGCGCUGGGCACAAACAGCACUGCAAUUGGGACUAUCUUGUUCGUCGCGUCACUAUGCUGGCCGUUGUCUGCAAAUAUUUCGUGCGCUAAAUGUGCCCAUCAAUUCACGUAUGCUCUCCGAUAUAUUAUCUCGCUUGGUGGAGACCGUUGCCGAGCAGGGCGAGGAUAUGCAAGGUUAUGUAACUGAAUUGUUACUAACUUUGGAGGCGGCUGUUGACAGUUUGGACUCCGACUUCCGUCCGCUGGAUGUAAUGAAGGAUAUCUUCAAGAGCACGCCGAAUUUGAACAACAAAGACGGAGGACCGAAUUCCAUUUUGCCAGGCAAGAAGUCACCAUCUGGCGGCAUUGCACCACAAUCACCAAAUUUCUCCGUUCCUAGCCACGCACGCAGCACCAGCUAUUCGGUAACGUACUGCGCUCGGAAAAGCACAAAUUCACCAUGCGACAAACAAGUUGAAUUGCGAAAUCGCGCAUCUGGCAUGUCGGGAAUGUCUGAAAUGGAAAGAAAUGCGGCUAAGUUUGGUGGCUCGGCGCUUUCGCGUUCACGCAGCGCGCAAAGUUUGAAAAUGUUGGGCGAUAGUGCCACACAAGAUGAUAAAAUGACCAUUCUGGCACAAUUAUUUUGGUUGUCUGUCUCACUGUUGGAAAGUGAUUAUGAACAUGAAUUCCUUUUGGCAGUGCGUUUACUGACUCGAGUGCUGCAUCGUUUGCCCCUUGAUCGUCCUGAUGCGCGAGACAAAGUUGAGAAGCUCCAACAACAGCUCAAAUGGGCAGGGUAUCCGGGCGUCCAUGCACUGUUACUAAAGGGUUGCACACACACUUCAACAUACGAGCCCACCAUUACCCUGCUUUCUCAGUUCGCACCGAUGCUCAACUUGCCUGUUUGUGAUCCGACACAGAGCUGUGCAUUCCCAAUGAACGUCAUUUCUUUACUGCCAUAUAUGUUGUUGCACUACGAGGAUGCCAAUGAGAUUUGCAUACGUAGCGCAGAGAAUAUAGCGCAGGUUUCAUCGGAACUUGGUGCCAAAUUAGAAAAUCUCGGCACUGUGAUGACACUCUACAGCCGCAAGACGUUUUGCAAGGAAUCAUUUCAGUGGACAAAAUGCGUGGUGAAAUAUUUGCACGAUACAUACGCGCAUAUGGGCCUGCAUAUGUUGGCCUUCUUGAUUGAGGUAUUGGAGAAGGGCCCACAACAGAUACAGGUGCCUGUGUUGAAUGUGAUACAUUGUAUGUUGCACUAUGUUGAUUUGUCCGCGCCACAAGCACAAACAAUUAAUAGCGAUUUGUUACGCGCCAUCGGCAAAUACUUGGAUACCGCCAAUUGGAAAGAUGCAUUGAAGAUACUGAAAUUAAUUGUCACACGCAGCUCCUCGCUGCAAGUAGUGCCGCCAAGUGAAGGUUGUAGCGCCGGUUUAUCGUUCUCCUUCUAUGGCACAUAUCCGGAUUCGGAUAUGUUCUGUAAAAAGGAACUUGCUGGUCGCACGAUGGAGUUCACAUUCGACGUAUCACAAACGCCUCUCAUAGGGCGACGAAUUCUUUUAAAGACAGAUGAUAAUCCCACCAUAAUAGGCGGUACACACUCUUCGAAUGCCUCAACGAACACCACCGUGACAACAGCCAGUAGUGCAACAGUUUUAAAUAAUACUGGUGGCGGUGUAGCUUGUUCAGUAGGCACACAGCAGCGCAAUGCUAGUAAUAUGGCAGGCGCAGCGGGUAGCAACAAUUAUAAUACAACAUCUACCGGAGCGCACUUGCAGCAUAAUAACAGCGUGGUAGGCACACCGAAUUCACCACGACGCAGCGCAAGCCUCUCACCAGCCGAUUCGGCCUCACUUAGCGGUUGGAAACGGCCGUGGAUGUCUCAAGGCAGGGUGCGCGAGUGCCUUGUGAAUCUGUUGACCACUUGUGGUCAACGUGUAGGACUACCUAAGUCACCAUCGGUGAUUUUCAGCCAAUCAUCCGAUCUAAUGGAGCGUCAAUCGUCCGCUGCUUCCUCUACAGAAGAAACCUCUGGCCCGCAAGGUGAUCUGAGUAGUGGGUCACGGCGGGACGACGGCCAGCCUGACUUUACCGUCUUCAAAGAUUUCGAUUUUCUCGAAUACGAAGACAGCAUUGCCGGCGAAUCGACAGACAACUUCAAUUGGGGCGUAAGACGUCAUCAAUUAUUCGAAGGCGAUGAAGAACGCUUGACUUGUGGCAGUGGCAUUGGCGGUGGUUCAAUCAAGGGUGGCCACUCAUCGGCGCUAGAGGACAGUUUUAGUGAGAAGACGCCAAUUUUGAGCAAGCGACGUCGUCAAACUGCAGAUGAUUCAUCUGAUGAGGAUGGCGAAUCGGAGUCGCCAAUUGAUGAAGAUCAUCGCCAAGCUUUUAUAAAAUCAGCAUACAAUGUGGGCCCGCCCACUUCGCUAAGUUUACGUGAACGUCGUCGUCGCAAUUCUGUUUCACGCAGCGAUACGAGCGGCUCUAGUGCCGGUGACUUGGGCGACAUAACGCCUUGCAAUGCAUCUCCUCAUUUGCCGGGCAUUAUACGUUUCGGCGCACCCAUACGUGACGAAGCCGAGGAGAACUGGCGCAAGCAACUUCAAUCGAUGCUGAUCAAUCAACCCUCGGCGCAUACAUCGGAGUUGCUAAUGCAACUUUAUCGACUUAUAAAGGAGUUGACCUUCAAGACGAUCAGCAUAUCGAAGGAGGCAAAGAAAUACUUUACCGGCAUUGGCUCACAACUUGGCAACCGCAUUUCACUGUUCACAGAUUUGCUCAGUUCGCGUGCGGAUCCACCGCGUGUGUGGUGUAGCGAUACGCAGACCACGACUCCUCGCCUAUUCGAAACAUUGCGUUUCAAUGUGUUGGAAGUGCAGGAGCACUUGGAGACUUUCUUCGACCGAAAGGAUCAAGUACUGGAGUGUCUCGAUGCGGUGAAAACAUCUUGCAAAUUGUCGCUCUUCAAUGAAGCAGACGUGGCGGCGUCUAGUAUGGAGUUGGCGACGAGCACCAACAUUGGUUACAUGACUUUCGAUCCAGCCUCCUCUGAAGUGGUAUUAGAUUUGGGUCGCGCUUUGUAUAAAUUAAUGUUUCAACUUUUGCUACUCAUCGAGUCGAAUCACAAGAUAUCCUCGAAUGUUGUAAAUCAUUUUAGAAUCAACGAAAACAUGCAUGACAUAUCCGAUUUAUACGCAUUGGUGCGCGAUGCUUUGGUACGCAGCGUCAGUGAAGCUGAGCUCGAGUGCUUCGAGGCGGCGUCGACAUCCACCGAAGGCGAACACACACCCACCCCCUCACCAGGUAUACCCAUGACAAGCGAGGAAUUCGAAGUUACGCUACAAGAACUUAUCGAGUCGCAAAAAUGGUCUGUAGCUAUAACGCACGUGCGCCAAUAUAAACGCAUCUCCCAAAUGACUGCAUCCAAUCCCAAUUUGACCAUAUUUAGCUACAGUAAUUUGGAUAACCGUUUGAAGUUCGAUGAAAUGUCCAUCAUACUGAAUGCAUAUGCCCAAAGCAUAAUGAAGGAUCGUACGGAGGCUUUUAUCGUUUCAAAAUCUGAUUCGGAGCUAUUCGAGGUGUACGCAAUACUAUCGGAGAACUUGUACCAUGUAUCCAGUGCACUCACGACCAUGGAAAUCAAUAUGAAAAGCUACUCCGGCAGUUCAGCCGCUGCUGCAGCGGCCCUUGCGGCGGCCAGAGGGGAAAGCAGCGAUGCAGUAACAAAUCUUUGAGAACCUCCUUUUCACAUUGUCAAAAUUUUCCAUUUAGUACUACAUUUUAACAUAAAAUUUCGAACGAAAUUAAUUAAAUAUAUUUAAAUAAGACAACUACUAAAGAGCAAAGAGAUGUGACAUCCCUGAUUGAUAUACAUAUACGAGUAUCAAUCAGACAGAUUUUAAGCGAUAAAAAAGUUUGCACAAGUGAAUACAAGUGGUUUAUUUUAGUUAUUUCUUAUCUAAUAGCAGUAGUUUAGUUGAAGAAAUGUUUUUGUUAGAAAGAGAAAUUAUGUUAUAUUUAUGUGUUAGUAUUUUAUUUUCAUAUAAAUGUGGAAUCCAUUUAAUCCGUUCAGAUAUUAUGUGAUGAGUUUUUUAAAUUUCGCAAUCGAUUCAAGUUUCUAAUUAAAUAUUUUGACUUAAAAACUAAUUGAUUGAAAAUUGUGUGCAAAUACUCCUAAAUAGCAGAUUUUAUUUAUUUUGAUUGCUGUUAUUACGUCGAAUAAAAUCA